Pseudophryne corroboree (corroboree frog) is the source of this 2730-nucleotide messenger RNA. It is a transcript of the gene FOXA1, whose product is annotated as forkhead box A1. Gene Ontology annotation, biological process: anatomical structure morphogenesis; regulation of transcription by RNA polymerase II; cell differentiation. Gene Ontology annotation, molecular function: transcription factor binding; RNA polymerase II cis-regulatory region sequence-specific DNA binding; DNA-binding transcription factor activity, RNA polymerase II-specific. The record is from RefSeq and is a predicted model, not a curated record. The transcript has 2 exons. Lineage: Eukaryota; Metazoa; Chordata; Amphibia; Anura; Myobatrachidae. The coding region runs from base 342 to 1631 and encodes 429 amino acids.
UUACAGAACUCCAUGCAGCGCAGGACAGGUGUAGCUGCUGCCUGUUGCAUGUACCAAGGUGCAAUCUACAGCCAGUAGAUGGAGAGAAGUGGCUGAGGAGGGAGGGAAGAAGAGGAGGAGAGACCAGGGAGAGGGAAGUCCUUUCCUUAACGUAAGAUCCACAUCAGCUCACUCUCACCACUUUCCCAGUUCCCCUCCUGCUGCUGCCGUUUGAUUUAGGGGACACAGCGCAGCCCUGACAGCCAGCCCGGAACCCCUUAUUCGGCUCCCCUGUUGCUUUCACCUCCUCCACUCCUUGGACUAGUGGGCUGAAUGUUUCACUCAGGCUCUUGAGAUCCAGGAUGUUAGGAAUUGUAAAAAUGGAAGGACAUGAGACUACAGACUGGAGCAACUAUUACCAGGAAACCCAAGAGGCUUAUAACUCUAUCCCGGUCAACAACAUGAGCCAAGGAUUGGCAUCUAUGAACACUUACAUGACUAUGAACCCCAUGAGCUCCACUAAUAACAUGACGCCAAGCUCUUUCAACAUGUCCUAUGCCAACUCAGGGCUAGCACCAGGCCUGAGUCCCAGCGGCAUGUCAGGCAUGGGUGCCGGCUCUUCCACCGCUAUGAAUGGGAUGGCAUCUGGGGUGCCACCAAUGGGCACUGCUCUCAGCCCCAGCAACAUGAACGCAAUGUCAGCCCAACAAGCCUCAAUGAACAGUCUGAGCCCUUAUUCUAGCAUGAACUCAGGAAUGAGCCCUAUGGCUUAUGCCCCUUCCAACAUUAACAGGACCAGAGACACAAAAACCUUUAGGAGAAGCUACCCCCAUGCCAAGCCCCCCUACUCCUACAUCUCACUAAUCACCAUGGCCAUUCAGCAGGCCCCAAGCAAGAUGCUGACUCUGAGUGAGAUCUACCAGUGGAUCAUGGACCUGUUCCCUUACUACAGGCAGAACCAGCAGAGGUGGCAGAAUUCUAUCAGGCACUCUCUGUCUUUUAAUGAUUGCUUCGUUAAGGUGGCCCGAUCCCCAGAUAAACCUGGUAAAGGCUCUUACUGGACAUUGCAUCCUGACUCCGGGAACAUGUUUGAGAAUGGGUGCUACCUCCGCAGGCAAAAGCGGUUUAAGUGUGAGAAGCAACAAGGGGGUAAAGGAGGGCAAGAUGGCAGGAAGGACCAGUCAGGUUCCCCAUCUCCCUUACACCGGGUGCAUGGCAAGUCCAGCCAAAUGGACAGCAACUCCUCCAUAUCUAACCAGUCCAACAGUCCACCCUCCUUGGAUCACAAUGGUUCUAAUGGAGAUAUGAAGCCACAAGUAGCAGGAGGUCCAUCUCCAUUAUCCUCUCACCCUGUUCACUCUUCUCACUCUUUAGUCCAUGAGUCCCACAUCCAUAUGAAAGGAGACCCCCAUUAUUCCUUCAAUCACCCGUUCUCCAUCAACAAUCUUAUGUCUUCUUCUGAACAACAGCACAAAUUGGACUUCAAAGCUUAUGAACAGGCUCUGCAGCAGUAUUCUUCCUAUGGUGGGGCCCUUCCUGCAAUGCCCCUUGGAAGCUCAUCUAUGUCUGGAAGAGGGACUAUAGAACCUUCAGCCCUGGAGCCCACAUAUUACCAAGGUGUCUAUUCCAGACCAGUCCUAAACACGUCAUAAUCAGCCUCCAUCAGUCUCACUGUGAUGGAAAAUACCUGUUGCCUGCAAAACUCUUUAAAGACUGUUACUGACGUAUUAAACUCAAGAUAAAGGAAAAACACCUUAUUUUAAACAAAACAGAGGGAAUUGCAGAUUUGGGGGAUCUUCAAUGUAAUAUAAAACCACAGAGGUCAACUAAGCUGCAAUGGGGUGUAUUUAAGUAAACUGUAUAUAGUGCUAAAUGUUUAUGAAUUUCUAGGCAAGUUUACAUGUGAAAGUUUUUUUGGGGAGCAGUAAUAGUUGAAAAUGAAAUAAUUUGAAGAUAAAUAUUCCUUGAUGCUUUUAUAUAUAUAUAUAUAUAUAUAUAUAUAUAUAUAUAUAUAUAUAUAUAUAUAUAUAUAUUACUCUCCAGAAUUGUGAAGGACAAUUGUGCUGUGAAAAAGUUACAUUUCUGCUCUCUUUGAACCAAUGUCACUUUGGUGAUAGAUACUGGGGCUCUAUUUUGUUACUUGCUAAGGGAAGACAUUUUUAAGUAGAUAUAUGGGAAUAUAAAAGAAUGCAAAAAGAAAACAUUGAUUUAAACCUUAUGAGAAAGAGUGUUUGGCAGUAAUACAACCCAAAUUUUCUUAAGCAUGGGUGUACCCUUAAAAAAAAAUUAAAAAAAAUGUAGGGUUUUUUUUUUGCACUUUUUUUCCCCGAUAGUGUUAAAAGAGAAACAUAGGUCAUUUAAAGAAGGGAAACUUUUCAGAGUGGCUAGCAUAUUGCAUCUCUCUCUCCUGGGGUCAUACCCUAUCUGGCUGUUCCGUCCAUAUACAUAUUUGAUAUUAGACUACAGGGGCUUAACCCCAAGGGAUAAGCUAGGCUAAGGGUCUGUUCUGUGUGUUUAUUUUUAUUACUUUUUUUUUUUUUUUCGUUUAGAUGAUUUUUGCUCUUCCCGAAUAUCCGUAAUUUAUUGCAUGGUUUUCCCCGCUUUGGUUUCUUAUUAAAUUGUUUCAAAUAAUGGUUCAAUAAAAAUACGAAUUGUUUAAAAUAAGUUUAAUUUUAUAAAUGUAAUUGUAAUUAAAAUAUUUUGAUUUCUAAAAAGCAUAAAAAUAAAAAAAAACAAUUCAGACAUGAAGAA